Lepus europaeus (European hare) is the source of this 303-nucleotide messenger RNA. It is a transcript of the gene C1H2orf66, whose product is annotated as chromosome 1 C2orf66 homolog. The record is from RefSeq and is a predicted model, not a curated record. The transcript has 2 exons. The coding region runs from base 1 to 303 and encodes 100 amino acids. NCBI's taxonomy places the organism in Eukaryota, Metazoa, Chordata, Mammalia, Lagomorpha, Leporidae.
AUGUCCAAAGUGCCCCUUCUGCUCUUGUAUGUUGCCCUGGGGCUAACUGGGCACGUGUACGGAAAUGCUCUGAGAAAUGAAGAUAAAUGGAAACCACUCAGCAACCCCAGAAAUCGAGAUCUGUUUUUCAGAAGCCUCCAGGCAUAUUUUAAGGGCAGAGGUCUUGAUCUGGAAAGAUUUCCAAAUACUUUUUCCAUGAAUGAGAAACCCAGACCUCUCUCUUUCCAAUCAGAUCUUAUCGCUUCUGCAUUUGCGGAUUAUGAAGAGCAGAAAAACUCCUUUCCCAAUUACCUCAAAGGCUGA